AUGUCUGAUCAACUUAGUAUUCAAGAGUCCAGAAAACGUGCAAGGGAGAAUGUGGAUAAACAUAAGAAAGUUGUUAUGGCGGUUGUAGGUUUUUUCAUGACUGUUGUUGUGGCUUGGUUUGAUUUGAGGUAUGAAGUAAAGGAAAUAACAUGGAAUCAACAAGAACGUAUGAAUAGACGAACAAUUUGGAUGGACACGUUGAUGAAUGAUAGAAUAUGUAGGGAGCAAUUACGUCUAGACAAACGUUGUUUUGAAAAAUUGUGCAAUAUUUUACAAUCCAAGGGUGGUUUAGUGACUACAAGAUAUGUUACAGUGAGAGAAAUUGUUGCAAUUUUUCUUCAUGUUCUUGCACAUGAUUUGAAAAAUAGAACAAUACAAGCAACCUUUGCUCGUUCUGGAGAGACUAUUAGUCGACAAUUUCAUGUAGUCCUUAAAGCACUACUCAAGCUUGGAAAGUAUUAUAUAAAACCAUGUAAUAACCAGAGCAAUUACACAAAGGAUACAAAGUGGAAUAGGUUUGAGGGCUUUGCUGGAGCUUUCGAUGGGACUCAUAUUAAAAUGACUGUGCCUACUGAGGAUCGAGCUCGCUACCGAGAUAGAAAGGGGGACAUUAGUACCAAUGUUUUAGCUGCAUGUGAUUCAAAUCUUCGUUUUACUUACGUUUUGCCUGGUUGGGAAGGUUCUGCUUCGGAUCCACGCAUUCUUCGUGAUGCUCUUCAAAGGCCUAAUGGUUUGAAGAUUCCUAGAAAUAAGUAUUUUCUUGUGGAUUUGGGAUUGGCUAACGCUAAAGGUUUUCUAGCUCCUUAUAGAGGUACGAGGUACCAUUUGAAUUUGUGGAGAGGCACCACUCCAACAAAUUACAAAGAGCUUUUUAAUUUACAACAUUCUUCAGCUCGAAACACAAUUGAAAGGGCUUUUGGGUUAUUGAAAAAGCGAUGGAGUAUACUUAGAGAUCCAAGUUUUUAUGAUAAAAAGACUCAAAUUAGAAUUAUCAACGCUUGUUUUAUUCUUCAUAACUUUUUGAGGGAUGAAAUUAUGGAUGAAACAAGUCUUAUUAAUGAGGUAGAUGAAGAUUUACUAAAUAUAGAGACAAUUGAUGAAGAAGAUGUAGAAGAUGAUUACAUUAUUAGUAAGCAAUCAAGUAAUGAGUGGAAAGUGUUUAGAGAUAAUCUUGCUCAAAAGAUGUUUGAAGAAUAUCAACUGCGAAGGAGACAUGUUACUUGA
Molecule: messenger RNA, 1224 nt
Organism: Amaranthus tricolor (Joseph's coat)
Lineage: Eukaryota; Viridiplantae; Streptophyta; Magnoliopsida; Caryophyllales; Amaranthaceae
Product: protein ALP1-like
Exons: 3
Coding region: 1-1224 (407 amino acids)
Source: RefSeq, a predicted model, not a curated record